Messenger RNA from Eptesicus fuscus (big brown bat), 1994 nucleotides. RefSeq names its product solute carrier family 41 member 3 (gene SLC41A3). NCBI's taxonomy places the organism in Eukaryota, Metazoa, Chordata, Mammalia, Chiroptera, Vespertilionidae. The transcript is spliced from 10 exons. Bases 1 to 1386 code for a protein of 461 amino acids. The record is from RefSeq and is a predicted model, not a curated record. Gene Ontology annotation, molecular function: monoatomic cation transmembrane transporter activity. Gene Ontology annotation, biological process: monoatomic cation transport. Gene Ontology annotation, cellular component: plasma membrane.
AUGGUGGUCACCCAGCUGAAUCUGGAGUUCCGCUUUCAGGGCAAGAAGCUGCGAGGCUUCAGCUGUGAGCUCACCCGGUCCCCCCACGGGGUCUUCCCUGAGACCACCUUCACCAUCACGUGCCAGAUUGUGGUGCCCCUUCUGCUCUCGGGUCUGGGCAUGAUGACUGCCGGCCUGGUGAUGAACACCAUCCAACACUGGCCCGUGUUUGUGGAGGUUAAAGACCUGUUGACAUUGGUGCCACCCUUGGUGGGCCUGAAGGGGAACCUGGAGAUGACACUGGCAUCACGACUCUCCACAGCUGCCAACACUGGACAAAUUGAUGACCCCCGGGAGCAACACCGAGUCAUCAACAGUAACCUCGCCCUCAUUCAGGUGCAGGCCACCGUCGUGGGGCUCCUGGCCGCUAUGGUUGCCCUGCUGCUGGGAGCUGCGUCUAGGGGGGAGCUGGACUUUGCGAAGGUGGAGUUGCUGUGUGCCAGCAGCGUCAUCACCGCCUUCCUCGCGGCCCUUGCUCUAGGGCUGCUGAUGGUCUGUAUAGUGAUUGGUGCUCGAAAGCUCGGGGUCAACCCAGACAACAUCGCCACACCCAUUGCAGCCAGCCUGGGAGACCUCAUCACGCUGUCCAUCCUGGCUUUCAUUAGCAGCUUCUUCUAUAAAUACAAAGACAGCCGGUUUCUGACUCCCGUGGUCUGCAUCGGCUUCAUGGCCCUGACCCCGGUGUGGGUCCUCAUUGCAAAGCAGAACCCCCCCAUCAUGAAGAUCCUAAAGUUCGGGUGGUUCCCAAUCAUCCUAGCAAUGGUGAUUAGCAGUUUCGGAGGGCUCAUCUUGAACAAAACCAUUUCUAAGGAGCAAUACAAAGGCAUGGCCAUAUUCACGCCCAUCAUCUGCGGUGUCGGUGGCAAUCUGGUGGCCAUUCAGACCAGCCGGAUCUCCACCUACCUGCACAUGUGGAGCACACCUGGGGUCCUACCCCUCUGGAUGAAAAAAUUCUGGCCUAACCCAUGUUCCACUUUCUGCACUUCAGAAAUUAAUUCCAUGUCAGCCCGAGUUCUGCUCUUUCUGGUGAUUCCAGGCCAUCUGAUUUUCUUCUACGUUAUCUACCUGGUGGAAGGGCCUUCGGUCCCAAACAGCAAGAUCUUUGUGGCGUUCUAUCUGCUAGCAGGCCUGAUCCAGGUGACAAUCCUGCUGUACCUGGCAGAAGUGAUGACUCGGCUGACGUGGCACCAGUCCCUGGAUCCUGACAGCCACUGUAUCCCCUACCUCACAGGGGUCGGGGACCUCCUAGGGACUGGCCUCCUAGCACUGUGCUUUCUUAUCAGUUGGUUAUUGAGGAGCGAAGCAGAGCUGGAUGGCAUUUCAGAACUAGCAUCUGGACCUUCCUAAUGAGACCAGGCAGCUCCAGUUAGUCAAUAGAAUGCUCCCUCGCACCAAUGGGGUACAGAAUGCAGUUCCUCCCUGGCUGGGUCCUUAGGUCUCCCUGCCUCGACAGUGGCCCUUUGUCAAUCUGCUAAGGAGACUCACACUUCUUGACCCUGGUGUUGGACCCUGAGGCCACGAUGGAGCCUAAAAUCAGAAGCACUGUCUGUGAGUGUGUGAAUGUGUCUGCAUGUGCCCACGUGCUAGAUGAGUGUGUGAAUGAGUGCACGUAUGUGUGGGGAACAGGGUGCACAGGCCUGAAGAUUCUGAAGGAAGAGGCAUGGCAGUGCACUUUGGGGAUGUUUGACCCUGUUUCAAUCCAAUACAGCCCGGAUUGGGGUAGAGCAGGAAGAAGAUCCAUUUGUGCCCAAGUCUCAGGACACCCCGAGUCCUGGCUUAACCGCUGUCUUCACUAGGUCCAGCUCCACAGGCCACUCUGCUGAGAUGCCCUGCAAAUGUGUGCAGCCCUUCCCAGGACAGGGCCCCCAUCCGCUCCCAGCAUUUACUUUUGCUGCUGCUUUCUUUCCUUUUUUCUUUUUUUCUCUCCUUUUCUCUCUCUCUCUUUCUACCUUCCU